Anisakis simplex (herring worm) is the source of this 975-nucleotide messenger RNA. The record is from the annotation of a GenBank genome assembly. Lineage: Eukaryota; Metazoa; Nematoda; Chromadorea; Rhabditida; Anisakidae.
AUGGAAGCGAUUGCGCUGCUCGAGCCAUUGCUGUCAGCCAAAGAGAACUUCGUUCGUCAAGGUGCUGUGAUUGCGAUGUCGUUCAUUCUGAUACAGCAAACCGAUGCGUGCUCGCCGAAAGUCAACGAGUUCCGCAAGACUCUCACUAAGAUGAUAACCGAGAAAGGUGAAGAUUCAAUCACGAAAUUAGGUGCAAUCCUAGCACAAGGUAUAAUUGAUGCCGGCGGUCGUAAUGUGACCAUCUCAUUGCACAAUCGCAGUGGACAUUCGGACAUGCAGAGUGUUGUCGGGACUUUUGUAUUUCUGCAGUACUGGUAUUGGCAUUCGUUAGCGCAUUUCGCAUCAUUAGCAUUCAAACCGACUUGUUUGAUUGGACUCAAUGCCAACUUAGAGAUGCCAAAAACGGAGUUCCGUUCAAACGCAAAGCCAUCGACGUUCGCAUAUCCGCCACCGCUUGAAGAGAAGAAGAAGGAGGAAAACGAAAAGGUUGAAACAGCGGUGCUUUCGAUUACGAACAAGAAGAAAAUGUCAACAGCUGAGAAGAAAGAAAAACGAGACGAAGCGAAAGAGAAAGAAAAGGAGAAGGAAAAGGAAAAGGACAAAGAGAAUCGUGAAGAGAAGAUGGAAGUGGAUACCACGUCCACAGCCGAUACGACUGCUUCUGAACAUAAAAUUGAGCCGAAAAGUGUAUCCAUAAAGGAGUCAGAGCCACUAACGCACAAUCUCCAAAAUCCGGCUCGUGUGGUGCGUCUACAACUGAAAACUCUUCAAAUGCCAGAGAAUAGUCGUUAUAAACCGUUGAAGUCUCUUUCGCAAGGUGGCAUCAUUAUGCUAAGGGACAAGAGGGCCGGUCAAGAGAAGGAGGAGAUAGUAGCUUUGGUGGCAGCUGGUGGUACGAGAGCAAACGAUGGCAAAGACUCAACUGAAGAAGCGACACCACAUGCACCGUUCGAAAUCAAUAUCGCUUCUUAUUAA